Messenger RNA from Phyllotreta striolata, 627 nucleotides. NCBI's taxonomy places the organism in Eukaryota, Metazoa, Arthropoda, Insecta, Coleoptera, Chrysomelidae. The record is from the annotation of a GenBank genome assembly.
UGUAAUAGUGCAAUACCCAGCCGAGUUAAAAGUUCACCAACGAUUUGCAUUCAAUUAAAAAUGCCGAUGCCUGCACUCCGCGGUGCUGUACCCAUGCGAUAUGCCGCUUCGUUACUUCUAUUAGUAACCACCUUCUUUUCCUUUCCCUUCGAGAGAGCCAGCCCGAUUCGAAUUCGAUUUGGAAUUGGAAAACGUACGAUUAAAAUCUACCAUCCCAUUCGCGCCCGAUGUAUAGCUACAUCCAUAUUCGGACUUUUCGAACUGGAAACCAAAUCGCCCCCUAUAUAUACGACCCAGAAACUCACCCUUGAACCCCGCCGGUUAUUUUUAAGUGCAAUAAACCACCCGAUCCACCGACGACCUUCACCGACCGUGCAUGAGGACACAAAACCCGUCCCGUCCGCCAAACGGGAUCCCACAGGAAACGGAAAAUCGAUCGGAAUCCCACAAGGUCUGUGUCACGGCCGCCGCGACGCCGCGUUGCGGCGUCCGCGGGAGAGGGCGGCGCGGUGGCGACGUCACCGUCGCGGCGUCACGACGGCGACGUCACGGCGCCGGGCCCGGGGGAGCCGCACCGGCACCGGCAUAACGGGAUCGAUUAUCCGUGACGUCACUGCGGAGCUAUGA